AUGGCCAAGUUGAUCUUGCUUACCGGUCUGGUACUCCUGCUCAAUGCACAAAUAGGUUCUGCCUAUGUGCUAUCAUGCUACUUCACCAACUGGGGCCAAUACAGACCAGGCCUUGGGCGCUAUAAGCCUGACAAUAUUGACCCUUGCCUGUGUACUCACCUGAUCUAUGCCUUUGCUGGGAUGCGUAACAAUGAGAUUGCAACCAUUGAGUGGAAUGAUGUCACCCUCUACAAAUCUUUCAAUGGCUUGAAAAACCAGAACGGAGAACUGAAGACUCUUCUGGCAAUUGGAGGCUGGAACUUUGGAACAGCACCAUUCACCGCAAUGGUUUCCACUCCUGAGAACCGCCAGACCUUCAUCAAUUCUGUCAUCACAUUCUUGCGUCAAUAUGGUUUUGAUGGACUGGACUUUGACUGGGAGUACCCUGGCUCUAGAGGCAGCACUCCUCAAGAUAAGUCCCUCUUUACAGUCCUGGUUAAGGAAAUGUUGGAAGCCUUUGAGCAGGAAGCCCAGAAAACAAACCAACCCAGGCUAAUGGUCACUGCUGCUGUUGCUGCUGGACUUUCCAAUAUUGAGUCCGGCUACCAAAUUCCUGAGCUUGGCCAGUAUUUGGACUAUUUCCAUGUGAUGACCUAUGACUUCCAUGGAUCCUGGGAAGGUUACACUGGAGAGAACAGCCCUCUGUACAGAGGUCCUGCUGAUACUGGUGGCAAUAUCUACUUCAACAUUGAGUAUGCCAUGAACUACUGGAAAAACCAUGGUGCCCCAGCUGAGAAACUCAUUGUUGGAUUCCCAACUUAUGGACACACCUUCAUCCUCAGCAAUCCAUCCAAUACUGCCAUUGGUGCCCCCACAUCUGGGCCUGGGCCUGCUGGACCUUACACAAGACAAUCUGGCUUCUGGGCUUACUAUGAGAUCUGCACCUUCCUGAAAAAUGGAGCUACACAAGCCUGGGAUGGUCCUCAAGAUGUGCCCUAUGCCUACAAAGGGAAUGAGUGGCUUGGGUAUGACAACAUCAAGAGUUUCAACAUCAAGGCUGAGUGGCUGAAGAAGAACAACUUUGCAGGUGCCAUGGUUUGGUCCCUUGACUUGGAUGACUUCACUGGCACUUUCUGCAACCAGGGCAAAUACCCCCUGAUCACCACCUUGAAGAAUGCUCUUGGACUGCAGAGUGCAAGUUGCAAAGCUCCUUCCCAGCCUUUUUCUCCACCAUCCUCUGGAAGUGGCAGCGGAAGUUCUGGAGGUAGCCCAAGCAGCUCCGGAGGUAGCCCAAGCAGCUCCGGAGGUAGCCCAAGCAGCUCCGGUGGAAGCCCAAGCAGCUCUGGUGGGAGUGGAUUCUGCGCUGGAAGAGCUGGAGGCCUUUAUCCAGAUCCAACCAAUAAGAACAGCUUCUACCACUGUGUGAACGGAAGGACCUUCCUGCAGCAUUGCCAGACCGGUCUUGUCUUUGACCCUAGCUGCGAUUGUUGCAACUGGGCAUGA
Molecule: messenger RNA, 1482 nt
Organism: Sceloporus undulatus (fence lizard)
Lineage: Eukaryota; Metazoa; Chordata; Lepidosauria; Squamata; Phrynosomatidae
Product: acidic mammalian chitinase-like
Exons: 11
Coding region: 1-1482 (493 amino acids)
Biological process (GO): carbohydrate metabolic process; chitin catabolic process
Cellular component (GO): extracellular region
Molecular function (GO): chitinase activity; chitin binding
Source: RefSeq, a predicted model, not a curated record